Molecule: messenger RNA, 1927 nt
Organism: Neltuma alba
Lineage: Eukaryota; Viridiplantae; Streptophyta; Magnoliopsida; Fabales; Fabaceae
Product: putative serine/threonine-protein kinase
Exons: 8
Coding region: 52-1902 (616 amino acids)
Biological process (GO): protein phosphorylation
Molecular function (GO): protein kinase activity; ATP binding
Source: RefSeq, a predicted model, not a curated record
GACUCAUCCCUUCACUAUUCUUCAUCCAUCGUCCUCUCUCUCUCUCUCAUCAUGCUUCUGCAACUGCAACAAAAGGCCCCCCUCUUCUUAAGCCUCAUACUCUGCUCAUGGUGGACCUUUGACGGCGUCGUUUCAGAUCCGCAGGGUACUAUUUUGAAAAUGCGGUGCAGCAAACACAACGCCAGUGACGUGUCCAUCUUUCAUGAGAACCUAAACGCGACAUUACAGCACCUGAGAGAGCAAGUCAGAGACCAAAGCAAACACUUCGCCACGGCACAGUCAUUGAAAGGCCACAAUCCCGCCUAUGGUCUUUUUCAGUGCAGAAACUACCUUUCCAUUCCUGACUGUCUCGCUUGCUUCGACUCCGCCGCUGUGAAUGCACGAAACUGCUCCGUGGGAUUGAAGUGGGCUAGAAUCCUCUACGAUGACUGCUUUCUCAGGUACGACAACCUUUACUUCUUCAACCUAGCUAGAGACUACCCUAGUAGCAUAUUUUGUGGGAAGCAAGUGAAAAAUUCCUCUAUGCUUGCCUCAACGGCGCAAGAAGUGCUAACGAAUUUGAACAUAGUAAUCCCAAGAAUCCCAAAUUUUUUUGCAGCUACCAAGACACCUGUGCCUAAUAGUCAUGGCUUAUAUAUUUAUGCCUUUGCUCAAUGUGUUGAGACAGUCUCACAAAGUGGUUGCCAGGAUUGCCUUUACCAUGCGUUAAUCAACUUUCAUACUUGUCUUCCCAACUCAAAUGCGAGGGCUUAUGAAGCUGGUUGUUUCAUGAGAUACUCCACAAAUGCCUUUUUUGCUGAUAAUCAAACCAUUGAUAUCAACCACUUUUUGAAACAAGGUUCAAGGGAUAAAGGGGCUAUCAUUGGUGAAGUUUUCGGAGGUGCAGCAUUUGCUUUUAUCCUUCUUGCAUUAUUUGCUUGGAUUAGACUACCAAAAACUACUAAGGCUUCCAUAGGAGACAUAAUUGAAGCAACCAAUUUGAAUGGUCUGGUUACUUACAACUAUAACGAGUUGGAGUAUGCAACUAAUAAUUUUAGGGAACAAAAUAAACUAGGAGAGGGUGGAUUUGGUGCUGUAUAUAAGGGAAAUUUGAAAAAUGGAAAAGUAGUUGCAAUCAAGAAAUUAAAUUUAUGCAGCUCAAAAAGGAUACAAGAAGAUUUUGAAAGUGAAGUGAAGCUUAUCAGUAAUGUUCAUCAUCGCAACCUUAUCCGACUUUUGGGAUGGUGUAUUAAAGACUAUGAUAGAAUCCUUGUUUAUGAGUACAUGGAGAACAACAGUCUUGACAAAUUCAUAUUCGGUAAAAGGAAAGGUUUUCUCAACUGGAAGCAGCGAUAUGAUAUAAUUCUAGGCAUGGCAAGGGGUUUGGCCUAUUUACAUGAAGAAUUACAUAUUCGUAUAGUACAUAGAGAUAUAAAGCCUAAUAACAUCCUCUUAGAUGAUGAUCUUCAGCCUAAAAUUGCUGACUUUGGAUUGGCAAGACUUUUACAUGAGGAGAAAUAUCAUCUUAGUGCAAACUUUGCAGGAACAUUAGGAUAUGCAGCACCAGAGUAUGCAAUUCAUGGCCAACUAUCUGAGAAGGUUGAUGUCUACAGCUAUGGUGUGGUUGUUUUAGAAAUAAUCAGUGGUCAAAAAAGUAAGGAAUUGAAGGUUAAUGAUGAUGUUGAAGGUGAAUUCCUUUUACAAAAGGCUUGGAAACUAUAUGCAAGUGGCACACCUUUAGAGUUGGUGGACAAUACCUUGGAAUCCAAUGACUAUGAUGCAGAAGAAGUAAAGAAAAUCAUAGAAAUUGGCCUACUUUGCACCCAAGAAUCUGCUACACUUAGACCAACGAUGUCUGAAGUAAUUGGUUUACUCCAAUAUAGGGGUUUACUAGAGAGACCAUUAAUACCUAUCUUAUUUUGAAACUAAUCCAUAGUUACUUGCUCUA